Bipolaris victoriae FI3 is the source of this 1020-nucleotide messenger RNA. RefSeq lists its product as hypothetical. Lineage: Eukaryota; Fungi; Ascomycota; Dothideomycetes; Pleosporales; Pleosporaceae. The transcript is spliced from 5 exons. The record is from RefSeq and is a predicted model, not a curated record. Bases 1 to 1020 code for a protein of 339 amino acids.
AUGCGACGCAUCCUUGUCCUAAACACAAUCUGGGCACUUUCCACAGCUUCUGUGACUCCGAUAUCCACAACAACACCACACGGCGGACUGGACAUUGCCCGACAAGCAUCUUUCAAAUACGGAGACCCCGUCAAGCUACGAAUCUCAUUAGUAGUCAUAUCCAAGCUCUGCCUAUGUCUGCUGGCUGGGUUACUGGGGUACCGGAUACGCCAGUUCAACCAACAUUUGCUCAAGAACAUGACACUAACACAUGUCUACAUCUUCAUUGACUACAUAUCUGCCAUGACCUUUAUCAUUGCCGCUGCAAUUGUCCACAACGGCCUCGGGAUCACAACAAACGAAGUUUGCAAGGCCGCAAUAAGGCUCUGUCUGCUCUUCUACACGGCCAGCAAAGUGAGCAUGUAUCUCUUCCUUGUCGAGCGCGUUCACGUUCUGAGAGCUCCUUAUCGAUCCCGAUGGAGCGAUUACCUUUGGCUGUUCAGCACUAUUGGCAUCUGUAUCAGUCUCGGGGCCAUUGGCGUGGCUGGAUUUGUCGUGCCCAUCACUUCGCUCUCCAAAGACGACGGCCGCUGCCGAAUCGGCCUGCAACCAUACGCCAUCAUACCACUGCUACUAUGCGACAUUGCCAUCAAUGUGCUCCUCACUCUUGUCUUCAUCUACCUUCUUAGCCCUGUGGUAAGAGGAAGCCGACCUUCUGGCGCUGGGUUUGCGAGCCGGUUAGCUAGGGCAACCGGGAACCUCUGUGGACGAGCAAAGCAAAGAACAGCCGUCAAUCUUCACCCAGCCAACCAACGCCUGGUGCGAAGAGUGGAAAGGCUAUUGUUCAAGACACUGGUGGGAUGCUUCUUCGUUGUGUUACCUGCUUCUGGCAACCUCAUUGCUCUAUGGAUUUACCGAGGAAAGAUGCCGGCGUUUAUGUGCUUUACAAUCUGCAUAUUCGAUGUCACAUGGGCGGCUGUGGUACUCCAUUGGCUCACCAUGGCCAGUGCAGAUAAAAAGGAAAGUGGAGCUGCAAUGUGA